This is a messenger RNA of Suillus fuscotomentosus, 726 nucleotides long. RefSeq lists its product as uncharacterized. Bases 1 to 726 code for a protein of 241 amino acids. The record is from RefSeq and is a predicted model, not a curated record. NCBI's taxonomy places the organism in Eukaryota, Fungi, Basidiomycota, Agaricomycetes, Boletales, Suillaceae. The transcript has a single exon.
AUGACUUCCUUUGAAGAAACUCCUGCCAUUGUAUCCUUGAAGGACUCAGGUUAUCCCAAGAUCCUUGACCACCUAGAGAAAGGCGCAUCCGCUGAGACCACCAUACUCUCCCCUGAUCAUUUCCUCGAGAUCGACACCAUCCUUGGAAAUGCCGAUGUUGGAACUGCUGCCACCACGUCGCUUGUGGUUAACAUCAUCCGCACCACAAAACUGCUUGAGAAUGCAGUAAGUUGUGAAGACUUGGACGCAGCAACCAGAGCACUAGCAGUGCUGCAGUUCCAGAAACAGAUUCGUGCUAUUGCGCUUCACCUACUCCCAGAUGACUUCACCGAUACUAUUGCACUCGCCACCAAAAGAGUAGGAGAAAAGAUCGAUAGACCUGUGCGCACUCUAAAGAGAAAGAAAGCCAUGAUCGACCACACCUGCAUCUGCCUUCGAUGCGGAGGAUACAGACACACCUUCAGAAAGUGUCCAGACUAUGUUUGCUGCGUCUGCAGUGAACUUGGACCAGACCACUUGUCAGUCCAUUGUCCUCAACUCAAUGGAGAGAUACAACUCCAAGAGUUUAGAGAUGACGAGAAGUUCUUUGAGACUCGUAGACUGGGAGAAGAACCACGUCGCGCUAGAAGCACUCAUUGCUCAGAACCCACUACCACGUUCGCCGACCCCUCACUCCCGCACCACGACACCCGCACCCUCCUGCACUCUCACAGAGGAGAAGAAUGA